This is a messenger RNA of Poeciliopsis prolifica (blackstripe livebearer), 1548 nucleotides long. Its product is annotated as protein phosphatase 1 regulatory subunit 3C-B-like. The transcript has 2 exons. Gene Ontology annotation, biological process: regulation of glycogen biosynthetic process. The record is from RefSeq and is a predicted model, not a curated record. Gene Ontology annotation, cellular component: protein phosphatase type 1 complex. Lineage: Eukaryota; Metazoa; Chordata; Actinopteri; Cyprinodontiformes; Poeciliidae. Bases 114 to 1136 code for a protein of 340 amino acids. Gene Ontology annotation, molecular function: glycogen binding; protein phosphatase 1 binding.
AGAGAGCAGAGCGCAGCUCGGCACUGAGGAGCGGAGCGAGCAGGAUGAGCCUGUAGAGCCGCAGCUGCACCGGAAACCUUCCUGUUUCUGCUCGGAGCCUCGAUUCUGACCCCAUGAGUGCUGCAAGCGUGCUCACGUCCUUCAGUCCGUCCGCGAUGCCUGGACCAGUCAUGACAGACGUGGCGAUGAGGUUCUACAUCAGCCACUCUCCGCCUCCUCUGCGGAGCUUCAUCAGCUCCUACGGCGACCUGCAGCGGGCCAAGAGCCGGGCCAACCAGCCCAGCGCCCGCAGCCAGCAGCUCUACCAGCCGCUGCGGCCCUGCCUCAGCAGCCAGCGCCGGGCGGCCGACGACGGCGCCCACGUGGCCUGGGCCAAGAAGAAGCCCAUGAAGAAGAGCGUUGUGUUCGCCGACACCAAGGGUCUGUCGCUCACCGCCAUCCACGUUUUCUCCAAGUUCGACGACGAGCGGUACCAGAACAAGCCGGUGGACGGGAUCGCCGAGGAGCUGCAGUUCGAGAUGAGCGACCUGGAGAACGCCACCAUGGACCUAAAGAUCAGCUCGGUGCGCAGCCUGGCGCUCGACUUCAAGCAGCCGUCCGCCGACUACCUGGACUUCCGGAACCGGCUGAUCCGGAACUGCGUCUCCCUGGAGAACUGCUCGCUGCAGGAGCGCUCGCUGACCGGCACCAUCAAGGUCCGGAACGUGGGCUAUGAGAAGUCGGUGCAGGUACGGGUCACCUAUGACUCGUGGGCGACCUUCAGCGACGUGGACUGCAGCUUCCUGAACAACGUCUACGGCUGCCAGGACACCGACACCUUCGCCUUCAAGCUGGAGCUGCCGGCGUACACCCCGCCCCAGAACCGAAUCGAGUUCUGCAUCUGCUUCCGGGUCCAGGGCCAGACCUACUGGGACAAUAACGAAGGCAAGAACUACCCUCUGAAGCACGUGGGCUGGAGCGGAGAGGACCUGAGCAAAGACUCUGCGGCGCAGCAGAAACCGCCGGAGCUCACCGCCAGAGCGCCGAAGGUCCCGGAGCUGGAGUUCGAUCAGUUCGGCAGCCCGCGCAUGUCCAGCGGACUGUUCCCCGGCUGGCAGAGCUGGGGUCACAUCGACAGCACCGUGCCUUACUGGUGAGAGAGCCAGCUCCGGGUCCGAGUCCCAUCCACUCAAAGCAAACUGAACCUGAAGGUUCACAAACCGGACAAAACCCCGAGUUCAGCCCACUCAACUGACCUGCUUCCAGCCGGAACCGCUCACUGGGCCGGUGAAUGAUUAAACUGGAGGAGCAGGAGGGAAAUCACCUGAAGCUCAGCUCUGCUCUGUAAAAUAUGUUGAAUGUGCCUUGUCUCUGUGCCUGCCGCUGAAAUAAAGUCUCUCAGAGGACAUGAGGACGGUUGGCCCCUUUCUGUGGGCCAGAUGCUAGCUGAACAUGCACUGAUUGAGAUGUCCCUCUCAAUGUGACAACGUCUGUUAGCUGAGGGGAAUUAAUUACUGGCAUUAAUCCUUCAUAUUGAAGAGAAAGCUUGGGGAUGCAUGGCCACAGAAA